GAGAGAGAGAGAGAGGUGGGCAGUCCUUUCUCUGCUGUGGACCUGUCGCACAAGAUAUUUAGCAUAAAGUCAGUCAGUCCCCCCAGUGCGUGGGCAUCAAGCUUUCACUUUUCCCGCAGUCCUUAUGAAAGAGAAACGCGCGUGGAAGGAGAAACGGGAGCUUUCGGCGUGUUUGAGGUCUGAGGAACUUUCUAGGCUACAUGACGGCUGACGACUCCAUCAGUCCAGGACAGCAGCAGUUCAGCCACGGCGAAGUUGCGUUUGGCGGGGAUUACUUCCACCAAAGCGGGAUCUGAUAGGCUGGAGGGGGUUAUGGAUUUUAACCUGCUGACGGAGGCCGAAGCCCGCAGCCCCGCGCUGUCCCUCUCCGACUCUGGGACUCCUCAGCAUGACCAGAGCUGCAAAGGCCAGGACACCAGCGACACAGAGAAAUCCCAUCAGAAUCAGACGGACGAGUCUAACCCAGAGGAUGGCUCUUUGAAAAAGAAGCAGCGCAGACAGAGGACACAUUUCACCAGCCAACAGCUCCAAGAACUGGAGGCGACCUUCCAGAGGAACCGCUACCCAGACAUGAGCACACGAGAGGAGAUCGCCGUGUGGACAAAUCUCACAGAAGCACGAGUGCGGGUAUGGUUCAAAAACCGCCGUGCCAAGUGGAGAAAGCGAGAGAGGAACCAGCAGGCUGAGCUGUGCAAGAAUGGCUUCGGUGCUCAGUUCAAUGGACUCAUGCAGCCAUAUGACGACAUGUACUCGGGCUACUCAUACAACAACUGGGCUACCAAGAGUUUGGCCAGCAGCCCCCUGUCAGCCAAAAGCUUUCCCUUCUUCAACUCUAUGAACGUCAGCCCCUUGUCCUCCCAACCUAUGUUCUCCCCACCCAGCUCCAUCCCCUCCAUGAACAUGGCCUCCUCCAUGGUGCCCUCGGCAGUGACGGGCGUGCCUGGAUCGGGCCUGAAUAACCUGGGCAACCUGAACAACCUGAACAGCCCCACGCUCAACACGGCGGCAGUGUCGGCAGCCGCCUGCCCUUACGCCACCACGGCCAGCCCGUACAUGUACAGAGACACCUGUAACUCCAGCCUGGCCAGCCUCCGGCUCAAAGCCAAGCAGCACGCCAACUUUGCAUAUCCAGCUGUGCAGAACCCCGUGUCCAACUUAAGCCCCUGCCAGUACGCCGUGGACCGGCCGGUAUGAACCCCUUCCAGACCACUGGAACCCCAGAGUCCCCAUCCUGCAUUCAAACCUACUCCCAAUCCAACCCACUAUUGAAUUCUGAGGCAUCUCAUUCCCAGCAGUAUGGACUGGUGGUUAAGAACAUGUGGUUUUCCUGAACAAGACUGAGCGCCAUGGGAAUAAACUUUUAUGAGGAACUAAUCGAGAGACAAACUCGCACUGGACCAUGCCUCAAAGGACUCCAUCAGAAUAUGUUGAGACUUUGAUGCUGAACCGACCAACUGUUAAGGGGGGAAAAAGGAUCUCUACAGUUUCUCUUCUGCAUGACUAGAGUGCAUUACAAGGAAGAGGACACCAUGGCACUGGUAGGAAAGCCUAUGCCGAUUUAAAAUGUCCAAAAAUGCUCUCACCAUCAACAAGCGUGAAAGGCACAUGCAUUCGAAAUACAGGCAAAAGGAUGUACAUAAUGGACUUUCUGUUUUUGUAUGUGACGAAAAAAAGAAGAAAAAAAAAAAUCUAUGAAACGACGUAGUGCUUUAAACAUGAGAUAAGCAUGUUCCUCAAGAGCAGAACCUGGAUCAUUUUGCCAUGAGUACCUCCUUAGGAAUUUUAAUCUUUGUUGUGAAUUCCAUUCACCUAGGUUAAGAGGUCGAGGGUCAGAGGUUGCUGUCAAAUGGGAAGAUGAAAAGUAGCAAAUGAGUAGUUUGAAAGAAAAAACAAAUAAUACAUGAGUAAAAAUAUGUUCCAGCUCUGCAGGAACCCAGAAAAUUAGGACCUUCUUUUUAAAAAAAGCCAUUGAAUAUAAUAGUUUUGUGUGGUGUUCUAAAAAGGGAGUCUAUGACUGUAAAAUAAUGUAUGUAAGAGUGCAGUUGUUAUAAAACAAGCUUUUUUUUU
Molecule: messenger RNA, 2067 nt
Organism: Astyanax mexicanus (Mexican tetra)
Lineage: Eukaryota; Metazoa; Chordata; Actinopteri; Characiformes; Acestrorhamphidae
Gene: pitx3
Product: paired-like homeodomain 3
Exons: 4
Coding region: 313-1194 (293 amino acids)
Biological process (GO): anatomical structure morphogenesis; regulation of transcription by RNA polymerase II
Cellular component (GO): nucleus
Molecular function (GO): DNA-binding transcription factor activity, RNA polymerase II-specific; RNA polymerase II cis-regulatory region sequence-specific DNA binding
Source: RefSeq, a predicted model, not a curated record